AUGACAAAUACACCAUCCGAGAUGAAAUCAGAAGAAAAUUCGUUGUACGUAUCCAUGUCAGCCAAGCCACCAUCCGAAAUGAAGUUAGAAGAAGAUCCAGCAGUGGAAUGGAAAUUCUUUCUACAGAAAUUCAAAAUUUUCAUUCAAGCUACAAAAGCAGAAAGCGAAUCCGAAGAAUAUAAAGCCGCCUUGCUGUUGAAUUGCAUCGAAAAAUUUGAGGCAUACUUCAUACCAAGUGUUAAUGUUACAUAUGAAAGGUACAUAUUUUUCACCAGAGAUAUGGAAGAAUCGGAAACUGUGGAUGAAUAUGUAACUCAGUUGAAACAAUUAAGUAAAAAUUGUGAAUUCGAAAAAUUAACAGAUUCUCUCAUAAAGGACAGAUUGGUCUUAGGCAUCAAAGAUAAAAACGUCAAGGACAGACUCUUGAGAACAAAAAAUCUGGACUUGAUAAAGGCGGUGGAAAUAUGUAAAUCUGCAGAGAUAACGAAUAAACAAUUGGAAAUUUUAUGUUCAAAUCCUGGUCCGAGCAUUAGGAAGAGAGAAGAUAAUCAAGAAUUAAUGGAAGUGAGACGAAAAAAUUUUCACAUGGGUAUGAAGAAGCAGGCGCCGAACACAAGGAGACAGAAUGAAGUAUCUAAUGGACAAGGACAACAACAUCCCAGGAGUCGUCAAAGAAAACAGAUAAGUUUCAAGUCAUUUAAUACUAAAGGAUAUGGCCGUCCAAUAAUUGGAAAAACCUCAAUAGAAGACUUGGAUAUUGCGAGAAUGGUAGCGGAAAUGAGUGACACCAAGAGGUAUAUGCUUGAUAUUCAUGAUGUUUUUGAUGGAAUUGGGUGUUUACCAGGUCAAUAUAGAAUUAAGGUAGAUGAAACUGUUAAACCUUGCAUCCAUGCAGCUAGACGCUUUCCCCAAGGGAUUUUGGUACCAGAAUCAUUGAGAAGAGAAAUGUUGAAUCUGAUCCAUUUAAGCCACAUGGGCAUUGUUAAGUGUAAUUUAAAAGCAAAAGAACUACUUUAUUGGCCAAAUAUGUUUCGUGACAUAGAAAAUGUAGUAUUAUCAUGUGACAUUUGUCAAAAGUAUUCUAGAAAUAACUUCAAAGAGUCACUCAUACCGCAUCCCAUUCCCGAAUAUCCAUGGCAAAAAGUAGGUUGUGAUUUGUUUGAAAUUGAUGGCAAAAAAUAUAUGAUUGUUAUUGACUAUUUUUCAAAAUAUGUUGAAAUUUGUAAAUUGAAUUCUAUUUCUUCAGAAAUUGUUAUUAAAAAUUUGAAAUGUAUAUUUAGUAGAUUAGGCAUACCACAAAUAUUCAUGUCUGAUAAUGGUACACAAUUCUCCAGUUUUGAAUUUCAGAGUUUUGCAAAAAGUUGGCAAUUUGAAAAUAUAACUUCUAGUCCAAAUUAUCCACGCUCUAAUGGUAUGGUAGAGAGAGCCAUUCAAACUGUUAAGAAUAUAAUAAAGAAAAAUUCAGAAUCAGAUACAGAAUUAGAAUUAGCUUUAUUGGACUAUAGAAAUACUCCAAUAGAUGUAAGCAUACCUUCACCUAGUGAAUUGUUUUUUAAUAGGAAAACUAGGACAAUUUUACCUGUUAAAAAGGAAUUGUUAUAUCAUAGAAAUAUAAAUUUUAAGCGACAGAGAAAUCUCUUAGUGAAAAGACAAAACAAACAGAAGACAUAUCACGACAGGAUGUCAAAAACUUAUUAUUAUAAUUUUAAAUGA
This is a messenger RNA of Coccinella septempunctata (seven-spotted ladybird), 1713 nucleotides long. RefSeq lists its product as uncharacterized. Gene Ontology annotation, molecular function: nucleic acid binding. Gene Ontology annotation, biological process: DNA integration. The coding region runs from base 1 to 1713 and encodes 570 amino acids. The transcript has 4 exons. The record is from RefSeq and is a predicted model, not a curated record. NCBI's taxonomy places the organism in Eukaryota, Metazoa, Arthropoda, Insecta, Coleoptera, Coccinellidae.